This is a messenger RNA of Carassius carassius (crucian carp), 756 nucleotides long. RefSeq lists its product as uncharacterized. The transcript has 5 exons. Bases 61 to 663 code for a protein of 200 amino acids. NCBI's taxonomy places the organism in Eukaryota, Metazoa, Chordata, Actinopteri, Cypriniformes, Cyprinidae. The record is from RefSeq and is a predicted model, not a curated record.
AACAUUGCUGAGUUACUAUCUAUUUGUGUUUCAGGUGUUUUUGGUGAUGAUGUGACCGUGAUGGAGGGAGAUUCAGUCACUCUACUCACUGAUAUCACUAAAAACGAGCAUGACAAGUUGCUGUGGUAUUUUGAAGACACUCGCAUAGCUCUGAUCAAUGGCCGUCCCAACACGAGCUGUUUAUAUGAUGGUGAAGGAGGGAGAUUCAGAGACAGACUGCAGGUGGACUACAAGACUGGAUCUCUGACCAUCACAGACGUCACAUCUGAACACGCAGGACAUUAUGAAGCAGAGAUCAUCAGAAGCGAGAGUUCAGGAAAAAGACAAAGCUUAAACAGAAACCGCAAGUGCGACAGCACAAAAAUCACCAAAAAAAUCAGCAACACCCAUGAUGACAACAUAAAAACUUUCUAUAUUACCGUGACUGCUGCUCUCUCUGAUCAAGUCAGGAAUGAUGAAGAGCCCCGUAUGGAGAAGAGAGUCUUGAGUUCAGGUCUGUCUUCAGCUGCUGUAGCAGGAAUAUGUGCUGCUGUUCUGCUGCUGCUGACUGUUGUAUCUGCUGCUGCUGUGAUUUACUAUCGCCACAAGAUCUCCAGAAAUGCAGAAAGGAAGAAAAACCAGUAUAAUGAAUUGUCCACAGAUGAGAUUAUCCCAAAAGUGUGAUUAUAAAAUGAGAAAGAAUUGAUGCUGAAACAAUCUUCACUGCGACUUUAGAAGAAUAUAUUCAUGCUGGGUUUGGUUUAACUUGAGAAAACA